Musa acuminata AAA Group (dessert banana) is the source of this 1355-nucleotide messenger RNA. RefSeq lists its product as uncharacterized. The record is from RefSeq and is a predicted model, not a curated record. NCBI's taxonomy places the organism in Eukaryota, Viridiplantae, Streptophyta, Magnoliopsida, Zingiberales, Musaceae. The coding region runs from base 655 to 1017 and encodes 120 amino acids. Gene Ontology annotation, biological process: cell fate determination. The transcript is spliced from 3 exons.
AUAAGAAAACCAACCAUAGUUGCCCAUGUACAACGAGAAAUCUUGAAAUUGGAUCUCACGGAUUUCUUCAACUGUUUUGUCGGCGGUUUUGUUGAAUCAAAAGAUCAAACAAAAGGUCUCCGAUAUGAUCUCAGUGCAAGCAGGCUUCCGGAUGUUCUCUCAAGAAGAGGAUAAGCUUCCAUGAAAGUUCUCCUGUUAGACGAGGACAUGUUGUUAGCAGCUGCACAUGGCAUCUGACCCCGCUCAUGUGCACCUCCCUCGACAUGCUACUGAUUCGCUCAGCUCAUCAACUGCUGCUCUCUGACAAGAAAUGCCAAUGAAACAGAUGAGUAAAUUUGUUUCUUUCCCAGUUUAAAUCAUGCACAGAUCAAUAGAAUUAAUCUCUUGUUUGCCUCCUAUCUAUCUUUUACGCAGGUGAGAUUAUCCGAUUGUGGUCCUCGUUUGAUCAGAUGCAGCAUCUGCUUUGCACAUUUCUGAGACGAGAUCGAGGAGCAGCUUUACAGCCAUGCAGACCUCAGCCUGAGGCAUCGCAGUGUGGCCAAUCAUGCAGACCUCACCACCAUGUGACAUGGAUUCCAUCAUCCCUUCCCUGACCACCUCUCCCCAUUAUGUCGACCUGCCUUGCCCACUCACACUCUUCGUGUAAGAGAGAGAAUGGUCCUCAAGUUGGCUCCUCUGCUUGCGGUCGUCUUCCUGCUAACCAGCCAUGGAUCGGCGGCGAGGUGCAGAGACAACAAGCCGAGGGUGCAGCAGACGCAGGUGGGCUUCGGCGAGCCGCCGAAGUUCGUGGUGGUGGUGCAGAACAGCUGCCCGAUGUGCCCCGCCGUUGACGUGCACAUCAACUGCGGAGGCUUCCCUCAGUCGCUUGCGGACCCGAAGGUGCUGAUGGUGAUCGGCUACGACGACUGCGUCGUCAACGGAGGACUGCCUCUGGCGCCGCUCCAGAAGCUCUCCUUCAACUACACCCACGAGAGGUUUGGCAUGUCGCCCAAGUCUUGGUUCUUGCAGUGCGAGUGACAGCACGCUUGACCGGCCAUUACUUGUUUCGACACUGAGCCCGAUUGAUUCUGAGGCGUACAUGACUACUGCAUGCAUGCGAUGCGAUGCGAUGCGAUGAGGUGAGAAAGAGCGAGCGAAGGAAGAGAGAGUAAGAGGAGUCAUUUUUCUAGAUUUUGAUGAAGAGAAUCAAGUAAUGUAUGGAGCGGAGGAAAUGGAAAUGAUGAUGGAUCCAAUGGUUGGUGCAAAGAUGAUGAUGAUGAUGAUAAAGAUGUUAGCUAAGAUUUGCUAUCGAUAGAUUACUUUUUAAUGUGAAAAGAUGUUAGCUAUGGUAAGUAGUAGACCUUUGACUAUCGAUA